CCUCCUCACCCCGCCCCACAUAUAUAUAUAUAUAUAUGUAUAUAUAUAUCUUCUCGGCUCCUUGGUUUUUCACCAAAAACCAAAAUAAGCUUAGACCUUUUAGACCGCCAAAUAAGAAAGGAAAUCGACGACGAUAUAAAAAUUUCCCAAAGAAAAGGCUUUUGGCGACGAUGCUGUUGUCGCAGGACGUACAGCAACCUCAGGACAAUAACGAACCGUUAUGGAAUCAAUUGCCUUAUCCCGGGAUCCGAGGUUACGAGGCGAGCAGAAGUCAGAGGCGGAAAGAUUCGAAGGACGCGGGUUCGAAGUACGCUUGCAACAGGUGCGGGAAAACUUACAAGGCGACCACGUCUCUGAGCCGUCACAAACGGCUCGAGUGCGGUGUCAUACCUUGCGAAGUUUGCCCGAUAUGCGAUCGAAGAUUCAAGCAUCGUUUCGUGUUGAACUCGCACAUCGUCGGGUGCCAGAGAAAAUUGCGGCACAUCAUACAGAAAAACGACGACUCGCCUGUAUUCACCGAGGAACGGGAGUGAGAAUCAGUUCGUUUCACGAGAUUAUAUGUUUACGCGAGAUGCGAUCGAUGCGCCGAAAGUAUUUUUUUUUUUUAUUCUUGAAACAUUCGAGUUCGCAAUUGUACGAGUCUUUUUAAUUUUGAGCGUCAAAUUUUUAUUUUUUUUUAUUUUUUAUAUUUCGCGGCACUCGCGUUGUUGCACUCUCUUUGCUGUUUCUCUCCGAAUAAUAAAUCCGUAUGUUUUAGAAUGCGUGUUAGAUUUUUAAAAAGUUUUAAAUAAUUUUCACGUUACAUCGUUUCUCUAACGUUUCGAGGAAUUUCGUAUCGAGCGAGCUAUUCAUUUGUAAGAUAGAUUUAUAAGGGUGUGCGAAUAUAUAUAUAUAUAUAUGUGUACGUAUAUAUAUGCAUUCGGGAUAGAUCGUGAAACUUCGGCCGAGGUCGGGCGGGACUCGUGACGAUUCGGCUCCUCGGUUUGCCUUCGUGCGAGCUCGUUAAAAAUAGGACGAGUCCGCAGGAUUUUUGCACGCGUUACGUGAGAUCUCAAUCAAUUUUACUCGAACGAAUUCCGACUCUCGACGUUUUUUUUCCCAAAAGCUCGAAUUAUCGCCCGACGAUCCGAACCACAUCCCUAUAAAUUUAUCGUCAAUCAUGCACAUAAUACAUAACGCAUUUUUAAUACUUAGUGACGAGUGUAAUGUGGAAUGUAUGAAAGUGAGGAAAAGUGUUUGUCGACAAUGCGUAUUAACUCGCAACGUUAACUCGUUCAUUACAUUCCGCAUACUUUUGUUUCGAAUGAAACGUUUCGAUACCAAAAAGAAAAAAAAAGAAAAAAAAGUUUUUGACCAUAACGCUUUAUAUCUCACCGUUUUAUAUGUAUCGAUGAAUAAAAAAA
Molecule: messenger RNA, 1403 nt
Organism: Apis mellifera (honey bee)
Lineage: Eukaryota; Metazoa; Arthropoda; Insecta; Hymenoptera; Apidae
Product: zinc finger protein 580
Exons: 2
Coding region: 36-533 (165 amino acids)
Source: RefSeq, a predicted model, not a curated record